AUGGACCCAGUGCAGGCACAGCAGGCACCGGCUCUGCAACAGGCUCUGACGAUCAUACCGACUGCGCCCAUCUUCCACCUGCGGCUCCCCAUUCUCGACAAAUACCGCCCAUCGACCGAACGCACGAAGCCACUCACGGAUAUCUACAACGGGACUUGCGCCGGUACAAAGCGUGACGUCCAAGACGUCGCAUUCAAGAAUGCAAUGAAGCAUCUCUAUACACUUCAGGGAGAGGUCACAGACGAGCAGAUCAUUGCAAACUUAUUGCCCGAUACAAACGAUGGACAGGUUUCAAAAGGCGACAUGAGAUACGCCAGGACCUUUAUUUCGGCACUGCAGAGCCAGAACUUCAGUUCUGGAAAAGGCUGGAUGAUUACGAAGUUGGAGUCAGAGAUUGCGUGGGAGGACUUCAAGACUGUGCUCUUUAACGCCGUUCGCUUGGCUCACAUCUCCAAUCGACGCACCGAAGACGUGUCAGAUGCGCAGUUCGAUGCCAACCAUGACGCCGCGGCCGACCUACUGGCGAAAGUAGCUGCAGCUAAGGGCAGGACUGUUGCUAAGAUCAGGACCGAGAUCAAGCACAUCGAGAACGACACAAUCUCGAUUUUGAGGUACGAUAAGCGCGAUGAGGCCGGCUUCACCGAUUCCGCGCUCAAUCGACUCAAGAACGGGGAAAUUGAGCGUCUCGAAGGGCUCAUCUCAAGUCUCGAGGCUUGGCCUGAAUCCGAGUUUCCGGAAGGAGUCCUGGACGGAGCCGACCCUGAUCUCUUGGGAGAUGCGCGACUCACAUUCACCGAGUGCUCUCCAUCGCCGACUCGAUCGAGUUUCUCCAGUCGCUAG
Messenger RNA from Zymoseptoria tritici IPO323, 840 nucleotides. RefSeq lists its product as uncharacterized. Lineage: Eukaryota; Fungi; Ascomycota; Dothideomycetes; Mycosphaerellales; Mycosphaerellaceae. The transcript has 2 exons. The coding region runs from base 1 to 840 and encodes 279 amino acids. The record is from RefSeq and is a predicted model, not a curated record.